Messenger RNA from Fraxinus pennsylvanica, 495 nucleotides. NCBI's taxonomy places the organism in Eukaryota, Viridiplantae, Streptophyta, Magnoliopsida, Lamiales, Oleaceae. The record is from the annotation of a GenBank genome assembly.
AUGAGAAUUAGUAGCGGUGGAAAUCCCAAUUAUGUAGAUGAAAUGGGAGAGGAUUUUGAGAUUCAUUAUCAGGAACCGCCGGAGAGUUAUUUUGGUAAGCUUAAGAGGAAUUUGGCUUUGCAUUUUGGGUUUUUGAUUAGCUUGACUGUAAUGUGGAGGGUUCCAGCGAUGGAAUAUAUUGAUGGAAUCCCCAUCCUAAAGCUUGGUGAUGAAAUAGAAAAAAGAGGGAUAAAUCCCAGUGGUAAGAAUCCUCUUUUAGCAUGUGAUUCUGGUGUAAACAAUAUCCAUGAGCAGUUGAACAUGUUCAAAACAAGCGCAAGUUUACAUUAUUCACCUCCGGAGAGUAGUUGGCAUUCAUCUGAUAGAGGCCCCAGUUCUUCAUCUGCUUUCACUUGGACCAUGCUGCUUCCCAUCCCUAUUUUCUGGAGAAGGGCGAGUUUUUAUGACACAUGCAACAAAAGCAAUCUACAAGCUGCUGUCAUCAGAUUAUGUUAA